UUAUUAUUUUGAAACGUCACUGUCAUGCAUCUUCAUGUAUAACUAAAUUUUUGUGCAAGCAACUACAGCUGAAUGGGUUUGAUCAGAAGUAAAUGACAUAAAAUGGAACUUCUGAAAUUAUGUCUACAGCUAAGGCAACUUCGGAAGUCCAAGUGCAAACAAUACUACAAGUUCGGCCAUUUAUAUUAGACUAUCCAGAAUUUGCUAAAAUCACAGCGAACAAAAAAAACGUAACUGAAAUAUCAAUAAGACCCAUUGAAGAUAUAAAGAAAUUUUACUCCCUGUUACAAUACACACCUUUUCAAGAUAUUAAGAAAGAUGCUAUUCGUGUGGUGGAAUUGCCAAGACUCACAAAACUAACCUUCGAAAAAAGAUCUCGAGCAUCUUUUAUACAUUUGGUGAGGAAUAUGGAUGAAGUACUGUUGAGUGAUGACGAUGCCAUCAGCGAACUAUGUGCAGAUAUAAUUAAGAAAAACGAUUUUCCAUUUUUGGACAUUCCCACCACUUCGAACAGUACGCAAACUAGUAUUUUGGCUCAAAAUACUGAUACUGAUACUCUGCCCGAAGAAGAAAUAUAUUCAGAAUAAUUUAUUUUUGUAACUACUAAAAUGGGGAAGACUAAUGAAUGUUUAAUUCAAUACCAUAAUAAAAUACAUUAACAGUUA
Aethina tumida (small hive beetle) is the source of this 665-nucleotide messenger RNA. RefSeq lists its product as uncharacterized. The transcript has 2 exons. NCBI's taxonomy places the organism in Eukaryota, Metazoa, Arthropoda, Insecta, Coleoptera, Nitidulidae. The record is from RefSeq and is a predicted model, not a curated record. Bases 120 to 587 code for a protein of 155 amino acids.